This is a messenger RNA of Colletotrichum spaethianum, 957 nucleotides long. Its product is annotated as putative 4-hydroxy-2-oxoglutarate aldolase, mitochondrial. The record is from RefSeq and is a predicted model, not a curated record. The transcript has a single exon. NCBI's taxonomy places the organism in Eukaryota, Fungi, Ascomycota, Sordariomycetes, Glomerellales, Glomerellaceae. Gene Ontology annotation, molecular function: 4-hydroxy-tetrahydrodipicolinate synthase activity. Bases 1 to 957 code for a protein of 318 amino acids.
AUGUCCCGCACCAAGGUUCCCCCCAGCGGCAUUUGGGCCCCCGCAGUGACUCUCUUCAACCCCGACACCGAUGAGCUCGACCUUGAGGCGCAAGCAAAGUACUAUUCUUACCUCUCCGAGACGGGCCUUGCGGGCCUGGUAAUUCUCGGUACCAAUGCUGAACAGUUCCUCCUGACCCGCGAGGAGCGCAAAGCCCUCAUCACCACCGCCCGCAAGGCAACAGGUCCCGAUUUCCCCAUCAUGGCCGGAUGCGGAAUGCACUCAGUCAAGCAGGUCCUUGAGCUUCUCAACGACGCCAAAGAGGCCGGCGCCGACUCUGCACUCGUUCUGCCGCCCGCCUACUUCGGGAAGCAGACCACUCCUGCAGUCAUUGACCGCUUUUUCGACGAAAUCGCCGUAAAGACCCCUCUGCCAAUCGUCAUUUACAACUUUCCCAUCGUCUGCAACGGCAUCGACCUUGACAGCAGCACCAUCGCCAAGCUGGCCAAGAAGCAUGAGACGAUCGUCGGCGUGAAGCUCACUUGCGGCGCUGUCGCAAAGAUUGUCCGCCUGUCCGCCGAGCUACCGGCAGAUAAAUUCGCUACUUAUGGUGGCCAGUCCGACUUCCUCCUCGGCGGUCUCACCUCUGGCAGCGCGGGUUGCAUCGCGGCAUUUGCCAACGUCUUCCCCCGCGUAACGGUGCAGAUCUACAAGCUGCAUGCCGAGGGCAAGAUCCAGGAGGCAUGGGAACUGCACAAGAAGGCCGCCAUCGCGGAGCAAGCCACCAAGGCGGGCAUCGCGACCAUCAAGUACGCCGCUUCCGUGUUCACGGCGCCGCGCGCUGGAUUGAAGGGACAGGAGAAGCUGUUCCAGCCGCGUAGUCCUUACUUGCCCGCAAGUGAAGACCAAAAGAAGGCGGUGCACAACUUGAUGGAGGAGCUCAACAAAGUCGAGGAAAAGCUUGCGGGUUCCAGCUGA